This is a messenger RNA of Spirometra erinaceieuropaei, 4933 nucleotides long. NCBI's taxonomy places the organism in Eukaryota, Metazoa, Platyhelminthes, Cestoda, Diphyllobothriidea, Diphyllobothriidae. The record is from the annotation of a GenBank genome assembly.
AUGAACGGAAUCGAACGCGGCGGCAAAGUCAAUGAAGCAGACAGCCGUCGGUUAUUGGUAGCUAAGGCGGAAUUCGAGAAUGCGCCUCGGGGUGAAUAUCUGGUUUGCGCAUCCACGCCCAGCACGAAAUCCGGCUUGGUUGGGCCUCGACCUUGAGUUACGCCCAGCCUGGAAUCGCCUGAGAAGAACAAUAGCGAAGAUCUUCGCAGCAACGUCGAUGAGGCUUAUGCCGCGGUAGUUUUCGCAUCUCGUCUUAUCCCCCUUCUUGAGGGUACAUCCCCGAGUCCCAGUCAUCAGGAGCGACCUCGCCCAUCCACGCUUGUUCAAUCGCCUCACGGAGCCAGGGAGCCAGAUUGUCGAUGCAAGACCUGUAGAUGCCGGCGGGCAUAGUAUCAUUGAAAACGGCUAAAUGACAACUGCCGUCUGUAUUUAGGAAUAUGCCGCCGGAGACUGGACACCGAGAACUCCGAUGUACGGUAGACUGCAAGUAAGCGUUCCUCAUUGGGCUAAAACUUAUGUCGGCAACGGUAUGGAGAAGGACCCCACUUUACUGUCGGUAAACUGUGGAUCGUGUCAUAUGUGAUUGCUGAUAAGGUGAAUUUUACGGAUGGGGUAGCGAACUAAACAGCAAGCUGACGAAAUGCAGGAAAACAGAAAUUGUUUGGAUUUCUCCUGACAGACUUUCGUACGACAACCGAAAUAAGCGCGGUAAUUGAAAAUAAACAAGGACUAAAUUUCAAAAAUAAGGGUUUGAGUGAUGGUUUGAAGUCAUGGGAAGUGAUUGUUAUUGGCAGUGGAAUGUCUGCAAAGGCCUACGAAUGGAUGCCAAGAUAAAAGCCUCUAUGACGUGAUCCACAGUCUACCGACAGUAAAGUGGGGUCCUUCUCCAUACCGUUGCUCUUAUAUCGAUUUAGCCUUGCGGCAUGUUUAUCCGGAGUUACAGUGGAUUAACCGUUUGAGGGCUUCAUCUCCUCUCCGUUUCAGGAUGUCCUAUGGUGUCCUUUGGGAGAUACUUAUUCCAACCGCACUUUGGCAUGCCUGUUUUCCCACCAGCUACCGAUCCCUAGUGUUGGGCCGUUGGUUCUGUAUCUGAUUCGGACAGCCGAAUUUGCCGGCUACUGCUGAAUCCCCCAUGUCCUCUUUGUUGUCUGAGGGCGAUUAGGGGGAAUGAGUGACCAACCGGACCAGUCAAUCACCAAACACUAAAUUGGCGAUAGAAACUGAGACAGCUGCACUCGUACCGUCCCCCGCCCCUUCCAAAGCGCUUGCCGUCGUAAAAUCGGCCCACCCCCUGCAGGCAGUCUCAGUUUAACGUGGGGCAAUUACCGGCCCCAUUAGGCGGAGUGUUGUUUCAAAUAGGAAAAGUAGGUUCGCGAUAUUGCGCACGAGGUGCCUCUGUUCUUCAGCACUUGGCCAGAGUGGGUGACUGACUCAACUUGCCGCUGACUCGACUAACCGGGUUUUGACAUUACUGACAAAGAUGGGGGGGGGGGAACUGGAGUGGCCACUUCUGGCCUAUUAGCCGUCACCAGCCAGUCAUACCCAGCCCUAGGUUUUCCAACCCCUGAGGUCCGACGCUAAAACAAGUGAGCCACCGUUUCGUUGCCCUGUCGAUUUCGAUCGGACAAUUAACUACGGUGGAGGGGCGCUCAUCGGUCGCGUUACGGCACAUACUCGUCCGGCUGCGUGGUCAAGGUCCAGGUCGUAACAGGACGAGGAUGUCCCGUAGCGCGAUCAGUGACAGCUCCUCGACCAUGACCGGAGCUUACUGGUUAAGAAUCUUGGGCUUAAAAAACACCGCAGCAUACUCUCAGUGGAGGUAAUAGCCUGAAGUCUGGACACGUACAUACUUUGAUUUUCGGCUGCUGCGUGAGGCAUCCUCGAAGUUUGGGCCCAUCAGCGGUCCUCAUGUGAUCUACAGUGAGACUUGAUUCAUAAGAUGUAGUUCUUUAGAUUUAAGUCCAAAUAUUAGACGAUGUUCGGAUGAACUGUUUUGAAGCUAGUUUUGAGUUCCGGCUGCGAUUUUGUAGAGUAUCUGAGCAGAAAACUGCCGAUGUCUCUGUAAUGAUAACAUCUGUACUAAGAUAUGGAUGUCAAAAAAGUCGUUGCUUCGAAGUCUACCAAGGCCGUCGGGCCUCACAGAUCGGUCUGAUGAUUUACCCAAAUCUGCCCAAAGUGAGCCAGUUACUCAUCCGGUGGACGCCAGAUUGAUUCCUUAGGAAAUUCUGCUUGGGCAGUCAGCUUACUGUAUCAGAUUUGGUGGGCUCCAAAGGUUGCAUCAGGCUGAGCGGGUAACUUGACCCAAAUGUGAUCACUCCCUACGUUCGCUUGGAGCCUCGUAGCUCAGGUGGCUGGAGUUUUGACUGAACUCGGGCCACGCCACUGCUUCCGUCCGUUCGAAUCCCGCCGAUUUUUUCUAACAAUUUAGUCUAGCGGAUUACUACAAUACUGCCAAUGAACAUCUACUGAGUAUGCACACAUACGUCGGCGCAUUUUCGACCCGAACGAGGCUGACAACAGUUGCAUAUGCGGACCCCGGACGCAUUGGGAGACUGUGAAUCAUGAAGCCGCCCCAAAGAAGACCGACUGCAAUACAAGUAGGCCGUUGAGCCCGACGCGAACGUAGUAUUCGCGAAGCACUCAGCAGAAAGAUCGUUAGACGUGUCCGGGCCCUGACCUGGGAAAUCACAGUGGUAUUACAACGGGGUGGCUGUUGUGCACCAUCUGACAGGACUCUACUCACUGUCGUCAACUGCACCCCCACCCCGAGACACUUCAUGAGAAGCAGUUCUUACACAACGCAGUUUGCAUUGCGAAGAAGGAGACACGAUCGCUGGAACAAGAGCUUUAUUAGCCUUACGUUUCGGAUUCUCACUCGAAUCCGUCAUCAGAGACGGAGUUAGAUAAGGGUGGUAAAUUGCCCCCCCCCCCGGGUGUUGAAAUCCAGUGCGUGACCGAUCUGAUGAAAUUUUGGCCGAAAUUUAGAAAUGUGUUUUCGAUUAGAAAGGAUUACUUAGGCGGAGUUGUAAUGCUGAUUAUCAAGCGGCAUACCGCUAUAGAAUUUUGGACUCGCCAGAAUGUCAACUUUUGAAUGCACUUAAUUUCGACCUCCCAUAGAAGCUACCCUCCGCAUAAAAUGACUACUUAUCUGGCAUGCAUUUUUCAUAAUGAUUUUCGAUGGCCUUAUAAAUUCAACUAUUCUUUUUAUAGAAAACACGCGCAAAAUAUGCUUUAUUUUACUUGUUUGGUAGAAAAUAACAUCGUCCUUACACUUUAUAACCGAAGAAAGAGCAUAUUUAGAUUUUGAAGUGUCUAAUUAUGGGGUUUUUAAGACUGUGAUGUUCAUACACACAGCGUCGCACAUCUCCGUUUACCAAUGCUCCUCGUGAAUCCUGCAACAUAGUCCGUAUCCAUUGCAAAAUUUUAUGAGCACGGUACCUUCUUAAAGGCAUGGAGGGAUAUAUGAUUUUUCUUGUGCGGAAAGCAUGCACCUUGUGGACUGGAAUCGCUAAAUAGUGACGAGACGAGGUUGUUCCUAAUGACUGAGGCUUAGGCAUCCUUGUACCUAUCCUCAAAAAGGGAGAUAAGACGAGAUGCGAGAACUACCGCGGCAUAAGUCUCAUCGACGUUGCUGCGAAGAUCUUCGCUAUUGUCCUACUCAGACGAUUCCAGGCUGUGCGUGACUCAAGGACGAGGCCCAACCAAGCCGGAUUUCGUGCUGGACGUGGAUGCGCAGACCAGAUAUUCACACUGAGGCGCAUUCUCGAAUUUCGCCAUAGCUACCAACAACCGACGGCCGCCUGCUUCGUUGACUUUGCCGCCGCGUUCGAUUCCGUUCACCGUGAGUCCCUGUGGCGGAUAAUGGCGCUAGAUGGUGUACCGGCAAAAAUCAUCGCCAUGAUCAAGGCCUACUAUCGUUCCACUACCGCGAGAGUCCUGGUCCGUAACAAUUUUUUCCCAACCGUUCGGUAUUCGGUCUGGCGUCCGACAGGGUUGUAUCCUGUCACCCAUACUGUUCAACUACGCUAUUGACUGGAUCCUCGGGAGGGUCCUACGCGACAGUGACGGUGUUGAAUUGGCACCCGGACAUCGACUGACUGAUCUCGACUAUGCCGAUGAUAUCGCCUUACUUGCUUCAAGUUUUGGUGAUCUGCAGUCUAUGGUGUCACGGGUGAACGAGGUCGCUAAAUCAGUCGGUUUGUCCAUAAACGCUGGGAAGACCAAAGUAUUCUCAAGCUGCAUCCCUGACCAGGAGAAGGCACCCCUGGGGAUUGAUGGCUGUCAACUUGAAGAAGUGGACAGUUUUAAAUACCUCGGGGCGCGGCUGCUGCCUAAUGGACAGAGUAAGGACGACAUUGUCUCCCGAAUCGAUGCUGCCCGCUGGGUUUUUUCAAGCCUUCGGAAAUGCCUGUGGAACCGACGUGACCUCUCCAUCGCCACUAAGAUUCGCGUGUCCCGUGCAUCUGUCCGGUCUGUCCUUCUCUACGGUUGUGAAUGCUGGGCUUUGCGCGUGGCGGAUGAGCGAAAACUGGAGGUAUUUGACCACCACUGCUUGAGGAUCAUCCUUCGAGUGAAGUUAACCAACUUCGUCUCAAAUGAGAUAGUCCGCGCUCGCUGCGAGAACAUCGCGAGGAUAACUCAGGCCAUCCAAGAAAGACGACUGAGGUGGUUCGGGCAUGUUCUUCGUCGUCCACCUCAGGAGCUCAGUGUUACUGCCCUUGAUCCGGCACCGUUGCCCCAUUGGAGGCGUCGAAGAGGGGGUCAGUUCAAAACCUGGCUCGACACUGUCCGUCAAGACAUGGAGGUGGUUCUUGGACCUUCGGUAUUCGGCCUCCGUCGUUGGCGAAGGGAAUGGGUUGAGCUGUCUAGAUCUGCUGCCGCGGAUCGUCACGCGUGGAGAGGUACAAUUCGGGACAUCAUCGAGGCCGGCUAG